Rhipicephalus sanguineus (brown dog tick) is the source of this 806-nucleotide messenger RNA. Its product is annotated as ribonuclease P protein subunit p25-like protein. The transcript has 6 exons. Lineage: Eukaryota; Metazoa; Arthropoda; Arachnida; Ixodida; Ixodidae. Gene Ontology annotation, biological process: tRNA 5'-leader removal. Gene Ontology annotation, molecular function: RNA binding. Gene Ontology annotation, cellular component: ribonuclease MRP complex. The record is from RefSeq and is a predicted model, not a curated record. Bases 246 to 764 code for a protein of 172 amino acids.
CCAAACCAAGCCACAUCGGUAAUGGCGGCCUCCUUACAUGCAAACUAGCCAUCAUGCCACCACAGCGCCAAAAGGAAAGAAAAUUGCUGUCGUAAAUAGUGUCUAGGUUUAGUUUUGCGUCGUGAGUGUUGGCUAGGCUGUUGCUCAAAGUAAACAGCUAACGCGGAGCCUUCGCACUGCAUCAACGACAGUUUUAAAGCUCCUCAUCUCGAGAGAACGCAGGGCACUCGGAGAACUGUUCUGCAAUGGAGAACUAUACGAAAGGGGAAUCGACCGAAGAGAGCUGCGGCCCACCACCUUUUAAAGAUCUUCGUGAUGACUUUGUUCACAUGAAAGUGCAGCCCAACAGCAAACUCAGAAACCUGCUAGAAUACGCCAAGAAAGCGUUCCAAGAUGAAACAAAAAGGCAGAUGGUGUUCACCGGCUCAGGUCACGCUCUGGCAAAAACCAUCACGUGCGUCGAGAUAAUGAAACGAAAGCACAAGGAGGUCCAUCAAGUGAACAAGAUCCUGUACAAGAAAGUCGAAGACUGCUGGGAACCGAAGUCGCCGGAAUUCGACAGGUUGAAGAUUGUCCGAGAAAUACCGACGAUUCACAUACUUCUGAGCAAGGAUCCAGUUGAUGCGACACAGCUAGGGUACCAGGCACCCGGCUGCACUGAUGGCAGCUGGUCUACAGAACAGAAGCCUCUGAAGUCGAGAAAGAAGCAGUUUCCAAAGAGGACACCUCGCAGGCAGAAGACGCAGCAGACUGCAGAGCAGUAAAUGUGCACUGGAGAGCAUACUUGUAAAUAAAGCAAUUUUGAA